CUUAUUAAAUAGAGAUCAAUGGCUGCCUUUCUGAAGCUUCAGGAAGAAAAUAAACAGUUCAGUUAUGAGAUUUUCGAAAACCACAAGGAUGCUGAAAGGUACCGAGAGAUUGAGUUUCAGGCUGUUAUUGUCAUUCAAAGUUGGUACAGAGGAAUGAAUACUCGGCAUUACUUACGAUAUCUGAACAAAUGCGCUGUGACAGUCCAAAGAACAUGGAGAGGAUUUUUAGGUCGGAGAUAUUGCCGGGAAAAACUUGACAAAGCGGUGAAAAAAAUGAUGCUGGAUUACUAUAACGACAGAGCUAUAAAAAUACAGAAAAGAUGGCGUGGGUUCUACGUUCGAAAAUACAAACAUAACUUCUAUGCUAGAAAGAGAUACCUGGAGUUGGUUGAAAAGAAGAAUGCGAUUGUAAGAGAACAGCUCCAGGACUACCAACAUCAGGCGAAGCAAGAAUUGGUUCGUCAUUUGAACGAUAUGCGGGCUAAAAAGGUGGAAGAAGAAGCAAAGAAGACACAUUUUCUGAUGAGCACAAGAACUAUCCCCGGAGUGUAUAAUUCUCCCUCGCGUAUCUAUCCUCACGAAAUGGAGUUCUAUAUGCGAGGAGCACGCUUCAAUGACUCAGGAUCAGCUAAAGGUAAGAAGGCAGGAAGUGCUGGAGGAGGGAAGAAGAAGAAGACGGUGAACUCCAAUGGCAACAGCCAGGAUGGAACCACAAGUGGCAAGCAGGGAUCGAAUUCAGAGGAUGUGUUGCCGCCAAUCACCAAACUACAAGGACCCUUCCGCAACCCUCAUGAGGUGCAUGCUCAGAGGAAGAAGCCCCUGCAGCCCACUCUGAGGGUGGAGACUGACUUCACUAGUCUGGAAGAAGCACAGAAGCAACUGCAGCUGGAGGAGUGGAGGGCCAGGGUGGUGGAUGACACUUGGCAGCCUUUCACUCAGUUCAGAUAUCCGUACAAAAAACUGAUGCACAGCUCUUCGGAGUACGGACACCUGAAGGACGACUACCUGAGAGAAGAUGAACCCACUAAACGGGUGACAGAGGGCGACUUCAAACGACUCACUUCACCAGUCCCCCUGUUCGACAAGUUCGGAAGCACUUACUCCAAAGGAGCAGGCGCAAUCUGUAUCCCCGGAGUGUAUAAUUCUCCCUCGCGUAUCUAUCCUCACGAAAUGGAGUUCUAUAUGCGAGGAGCACGCUUCAAUGACUCAGGAUCAGCUAAAGGUAAGAAGGCAGGAAGUGCUGGAGGAGGGAAGAAGAAGAAGACGGUGAACUCCAAUGGCAACAGCCAGGAUGGAACCACAAGUGGCAAGCAGGGAUCGAAUUCAGAGGAUGUGUUGCCGCCAAUCACCAAACUACAAGGACCCUUCCGCAACCCUCAUGAGGUGCAUGCUCAGAGGAAGAAGCCCCUGCAGCCCACUCUGAGGGUGGAGACUGACUUCACUAGUCUGGAAGAAGCACAGAAGCAACUGCAGCUGGAGGAGUGGAGGGCCAGGGUGGUGGAUGACACUUGGCAGCCUUUCACUCAGUUCAGAUAUCCGUACAAAAAACUGAUGCACAGCUCUUCGGAGUACGGACACCUGAAGGACGACUACCUGAGAGAAGAUGAACCCACUAAACGGGUGACAGAGGGCGACUUCAAACGACUCACUUCACCAGUCCCCCUGUUCGACAAGUUCGGAAGCACUUACUCCAAAGGAGCAGGCGCAAUCUGUUGAACUGCCCCUGAUUAAUGAAAUAACAUCUAGUCAUGAAUGAUAAAA
Symsagittifera roscoffensis is the source of this 1761-nucleotide messenger RNA. RefSeq names its product spermatogenesis-associated protein 17-like. The transcript has 12 exons. Gene Ontology annotation, molecular function: calmodulin binding. The coding region runs from base 19 to 1716 and encodes 565 amino acids. Lineage: Eukaryota; Metazoa; Xenacoelomorpha; Acoela; Convolutidae. Gene Ontology annotation, cellular component: spindle pole. Gene Ontology annotation, biological process: spindle organization; establishment of meiotic spindle localization; mitotic cell cycle. The record is from RefSeq and is a predicted model, not a curated record.